This is a messenger RNA of Closterium sp. NIES-67, 7263 nucleotides long. The record is from the annotation of a GenBank genome assembly. NCBI's taxonomy places the organism in Eukaryota, Viridiplantae, Streptophyta, Zygnematophyceae, Desmidiales, Closteriaceae.
AAGUUUACCUCAAGAGAGACUGAUCGCACAGUGUAUUCAGGUCAGACAUUCAGCAGGACUCGUUAGCUCGCUCGCUCACUCACUCACUCACUCACUCUCACUCGCUCACUCACUCACUCGCUCACUCACUGUCGUUAGCCCAUUCUCCUCCAUGUCUUCAGUCAUUCAGCAGGCGGACCUCACUCCACGCAGUCAGCCGCAGCACUGACUCCGAUCAUUUUCCCUCUCGUGAGUCGUGACGUCAUCAGUCUCCAGUCAAUCUCCUCCACCCACUCGAUCAUCGCUACUCGCCUCCAAGCGAACUGAGCUCCCUGGAAAUACAUCCGUUUUGUCACCUUCGUUUAUUGUCACUCCUGACGUUCACCAUCCCUCCAUAAGCUCACAGGCGGAAGCGCGGGAACGCGCCAUAGGCUAACGGGCUGCUGCAAUCACUGUGACUCGCACAAACUCAGUCCACGUGACGCGUCAAGUGAUUUUUCUAACAGCCACCGAUAUAAGAAACUCGAUUAAGUCCCCAGAGAAACUCUGACACCUUGCGCUUUGGAUCAGUCGCUUAGAAGCAGUCGCCUAGACACAGCCGAAACAAUCGGCAUUUAAGCAUAAGAGAAUACACGGCAAUGAGGACUUCAGUACUGUAUCGAGUCACACAUACUGCGUUUAUAUUUCUAUCGGCGACAAUUUGAUGGAGGAACAGAUAUCCGGCGCGUCUGUUGCCGCAGGUGACGGAGCCAUGGGCGUGGACGUAGGGGAGGAGUCGACGCGGCGGCCACAUCGCUGCGAGUAGUUUAGGGCAUUCUGAAAAGUCACCUGAAAAACCACCUGAGGGUUCUCCAGUGUCGCCUGCGAUGGGCGUGGACGUGGGGCAGGAGUCGAAGCGGCAGACGGACGUGGUGUUCGACGGGCACCGAUGGACCAAGUACGGCCAGAAGGUGCUGCUGCACUCCAGCUUCGUCAGGUCCUACUACCGCUGCAGCUUCUGCAGCGUGGCGAAGGGUUCCUGCCCGGCGCGCAAGCUAGUGGACCGGCACCCGUCCAACCCCCACGAGAUCCGCAUCGGGUAUCACGGGCGCCACAACCACCCGGGCAUCAGCCCCACGUCUCCCACCAUCCAGCGCUCCGUCACGCCCCCAAGGGACCUGUCUGAGGCGUCCCACGGCAUGGCUGCUGCUGCUGCCGCUGCUCUCGCUGCUGUGGAGGCCACAGCGCCCGAGGACGGGUACCUGUGGGACGCGCCCAGGCGCCAUAAGCCACUCGUUGGCUCCAUGUACAUCAGAGUGGUCUACAGGUGCUCAUUCCACCCAGAGCCCAACACUCGCUGCCCAGCGGUGCGCGUGGUGGACAUUCACCGCUGCAACGCGUCCUCCCUGCAGCUGACCUACACGCGCCCCCACUGCCACCCCCAGCCAGUCCGCAUCCGCCUCACCCGCCGCUCCACCACCCCCCGCGCCUCCACUCCCCCCUCUACCACGCCCCCUUGUACCACCCCCCGCGCCACCACCCCCCGUGCGCGCUCCCUCCCUGGGGGUAGGCGCAAGGGGGAGGGGGGCGGAAUGAACGCAGGAGUAGAUGGAGAGGUGGGAGCAGGGACGGGUGGGAGUGUUGAGCCGUUGAAUGCUGGCACCGUUGGUGGCGGGGGAUAUGGUGGUGGUGGUGAGGGAUAUGAUGGUGGUGGUGGUGGGGCGUUGGGUGCAGGUGGUGCGUCUGGGGCUAGUGAGGGCUUCGGUGUGGGCCCCCCGCUUAAGAGAGCAAAGAUUUCAACUCCUUUUAAUCCAGCAGCACCUUCAAACCUAGCAGCACCUUCGAAUGUGGCAUUCUGCCCGCUCGCACGCACGGUGUCAGGGCAGGACCAGUCGUGGGGGGCCAUGAUGGGGGCCGGGGGGACCAUGGAAGGGAAGGGGGGAGGAGAGCUGGAAGGAGGGAGGGGGGGAGGAGCACAGGGCGUGGAAGGAGGGUUGACUAGAGCGUUUCGAGAGGCUGAGGCUGGUCAGGGUGCAGCACGGAGUGCGCUUGGGUGUGGCUCGUUACAAGCAGAAUCGUUACAGCAGCUGCAACAGUUGCAGCAGCUACAGCGAUUGCAACAGUUGCAAGAAUCGUCCUGGCAGCAGGGCGAGCAGCACGAGCAGCAGCAGCAGCAGGGGCAGAAUGAGGAGGCAGAAGCACGGCAGCAGAUGCAGCAGCUGCUGCAACUACAGCAGCUACUGCAGGGAGAGGAGCUGAACCACCUGAAAGACUUGCAGCAGCAGCAGCAUCAGCAGCAUCAGGAACAGCAGCAUCAGCAUCAUCAUCAUCAGCAGCAGCAGCUAGGGCAGCAGGAGCAAGAGCAGCAGUUACAUCAGCUAUCGGAAUUGCAGCAGCAGUUGCAGCAGUCGAGAGGAGCAAGCGCACCGAGUAGAGCCGACUCCCUGGCACAAGACAUGAAGGGAGGUGCCACCGUGUCAGCAGCUGACGUGGCAUGCAAGCGCAACCAGCAAGGUCUGAUUGGUCAGCAGCAACCGGGCGCUGCUGGGAGUAAAGAUGGUGCUGCCGCUGGUGGUACUAAUGCGGGUAAUAUUGGUGCUGCUGGUGCUGCUGCCACUUGCGCUAGGAGUCAUUCCCUACAGCACCAGCACAAUCUCUCGCCUGCUGAACUCGUUGCUGCAGCAGCUGCUGCGCUCACUGCUGCUGCUGCCCCCGCCGGAGCUGACUCAAACUCCCCAUACAUAUCACCUCACCAACGCACAUCACCGCAUUCCACUCCUCUAGACAGCAUCACCACCGCAACGCACACCUGCCAGGUCCCCAUACCUCCUCGUUUCCCCCCCCCAGGGCUUUCCCUGACUGGCGUUUCUCCUGGUAUCUCACCUGGGAUUUCACCUGGCGUCUCCUCUUUAGGAGGGGCCUCUGGCAGAAGGUUCGGUACAGACCUAUUUCCUGCCGAGCCUCUUUUAGGCUCGGCACCAAAGCUCGCCCGGACCAGUGGCGCCGCCAUGGCGGGAGGGAUGGUGGCAGGUUCGGGCAGAGGCACAGGAGCGGUAAGAAGGGGAGGUGGGGAAGCAGCAGGAGAAGCAGGGGGAGACGCAGGAGGAGACGCAGGAGGAGACGCAGGAGGAGAGAGGGGGGUGCGGACUCGACCUGCUGCUGCUGCUGCCAUGGCUUACCUUGCUGGGGGGCGGUCUGUGUCGGCGCCCCUGCCCAUCCCCCGCCAGUCGUCUUUGCCCCACAAUGCUGUGUUCCCCUCGUCUCGAUCCCUUUCCCCACUGAAAGAGCAGCAGCAACAGCAGCAACAACAGGAGCAACAGCAACAGCAGCAGCAGCAACAGCUGCUGCAACAACAACAGCAGCACCAACAGCUGCUGCUGCUGUUGCAGCAGCAGCAGCAGCAGCAGCAGCUGUCUCGCACGCAUUCCCCCACAACCACUCAGGCAGUAGGCCUAGCCCCAACCUCCUCCCCUGCUUCCCCCACUGGUGCUGGCGUGAUGACUGGGUUACACUUGCACAACGCACCAUCCCCCACCCACAGAAUGCCAUCACCGGCACACAGGGUACCAUCCCCCACCACCACCAUAGACCAGCAGCCAUGGCCUGCAUUGCCCUAUUCUGCUCGCUCCCCAGGUGCAUUCCCCUCCUCCUCCCCUGCUGGCAGCACCGGCACUGGCCUAAGCACUGGUACUGGGCUAAGCACCGGCACUGGCCUAAGCACUGGUACUGGGCUAAGUGCAGGUGUGGGUUUAAGUACUGGCACUGGGCUUAGCACGGGGGGGCUGAGCACGGGGGCCUUAAGUGGAGGAUGGCUGGGAGAGGGGUUCAAUGCAAUGGGGGCGAGUGGUGGGGCGGACAGCCUGGGAGUGGGGGGAGUUGGGGGAGCGGGGGGAGUCGGGGGAUCAAGGGGAGUAGGUGGGUUAGAAACGGGUGGUGGGGCAGAAGGUGUGGGAAUCGGAGGGUUAGGAGGCCUUGCAGGGUUUGGGGGUUUUGGUGGGUUGAAUAGAGCAGGGCCGGUGGCUGGUGAUUGUGCCUUGAAUGGGAUUGAUGAGGCCCUGGGUGGUGGUGGUGGUGUGGAUUCCAUGGGUGCUGGUAUGGGGCGCAGUGCGAGUUCAAUAGCGGCUGGGCUGGCCCAGAAUCAGCUGCAGCAGAUGCUGCUGCAGCAGGAGCAGGAGCGGCUGCAGCGGCAGCAGCUGCAGCUGCAGUUGCAGCAGGAGCGGCUCAAGUGGCAGCAGCAGCAGGAGCUGCUGCGACUGCAGAAGGAGCAAGAGGAGGGAGAGCAGAAAGGGGAGCAAGAGCAGCUGUUUGGAGGGCGGGAGAUGCAUGAGCAGCAGCAACAGACCAACUCACAGCAGCAGCAGGAGCAACAGGAGCAGGAGCAUCAGCAACAGCAGCAGCAGUUGCAGCAGCAGGAGGAGCAGCAGCAACACUUGCGGCAGCAGGAGCAGGAGCAGCAGAAGCAGGAGCGGCAGCAGGAGCAGCCGAUUUUUGCACGAAGGAUGCUGGCCCGGCAAGGUCUCCUAGAGCGGCUCCCUAGCGAUGCGUCAACUGCCGGCAACCUGGCGAGCGUGCGAGGAUUCAGCCUGCUGCACAUGCAAGCUGGUGCUGACGCAGAGGGAGAGGCCUUUGCGGCAGGAGCAGCUGCUGCUGAUUUCCCUCUAGGGGUUGCGGCAGAGCUGGGCGCAUCCACAGGCGUUUCUGUAGGCGUUUCGGGGGGAUUUGCUGACCCAGCUGUCUCUGCCGGUAGCAAUGCGCGGCCAGCCUGGUUGGGAGCAAGGGAGGCAGCAGCAGCAAUUGAACUGGAGCCUCCUGACGACCUCCCCUCCUUCCUUAGGGAUAUCCAAGCAGGGGGGUUAACCAUGCUGGGGGGGGAACAGGGGGGAGGCGCAGCAGGGGGAGGGGGAACAGCAGCAGCAGCUGGGGUGGCAGGGAGGGAGACAGUGGCGCGGCUAGCAUCAAUGGAGGGACGAGAGUUGCAGAACCUGCUUCGGUUUGGCAGCAUGGGGGGGCUGCUAGCCCCGCCACUUACCAGGCUGGGUUCCCUGGCAGCAGGAGGGGGGGCAGCAGCAGUGGAGGGAGCAGCAGCAGCAGUGGAGGCAGCAGCAGCAGCAGUGGCAGGGAGGGAGUCAGUGGCGCGACUAUCGUCAGUGGACGGGCAAGGGCUGCAAAACCUGCUGCGGUUUGGCAGCAUGGGGGGGCUGCUGGCCCCGCCGCUUACUAGGUUGGGUUCCCAGGCAGCAGCAGCUGCUGCGGCUGCUGGUGCAGCGGCUGGUGCUCAGAGACGAAGUCCCGAGCGUCCCUCCUUGGACCCAGCAGCAGCAGCCCCAGCAGCAGCAGCCCCAGCAGCAGCAGCAGCAGCAGCAGGAACAACAGCUGCUGCUCUCUCGAAACCUCCUCGCAACCGCUCUCCCCCGCGUCGCCCCUCCAUCUCUCCACCCACCCAUCGCCAUCCCUCCCCUCUGUCUGGUCGCCCCCCCUCCCCGCCCUCUCAUCCCUCCCUCUCCCCUCCCAAGCGCCGCUCCCUCUCUCCCCCCACCCAUCGCCUUGCCCGAGUUGAUUCUCUAGCCUCCAAUUCCCCUCCCCCCCCGCCCCCAUGGGGAAAAGCACAGGCAAGGGGUGGUGGACUGGGGAUGGGCGGGCAUGGGGGAAAGGAGGCACCCAGCAGCAACAGGCGAGGAGAUCUCCUGACUCUGCUGCGGUAUGGCAGCAUGGGAGAACUCAUUCUCGCCUCCAGGUCUCCUCCCUCUUCCCCACUUCCUGCUGGCUCUCUCCCCGGUGCCUCCCCUCUUGCCCCUCGAGGGAAUUCCGCCCAUCCCACUUCUCCUGGCAGCGGCCCAACUCCAGACAUACGCACUGCUGCUGCAGCACCUGUUGCUGCUGCGAAUGCUAGCGAUGCUGCUGCGGAAGGCGGGCUGGGAUUAAAUGGGCAAGGCACGGUGCCUGGGCGCAAUGCAACCAUUAUCAGCAGCCAGCCCAAAGUGGAGGCGGCAUGGGCAGAAACGGGUCGCAAGGAGAUUACUCACGCUGCCACGGGCCGGCGCGUGGACAGGUUUUAUUUCGGCUGCUCCGUUCUGGGCUGCCCGGCACGCAAAGUCGUGGAUGUUCAGCUGCCCAGCUGCCGACCUAUGAGCCCAGCUGUAGUGGAUAGUGUGUAUUGCAGGGGGGAGGGGGCGGGGGAGAGAGGGAGAGAGGAAGGGGAGGAGAGAAGGGAGCGGAUGGAGGAGAGUGGUGGGGAGGGCGGUGCAGGGGAAGGAACGAUGAGUGAGCGAGGGAGGGGGAGCGGCACACGCAUGCAUGGCAAGACGAAUGGAAUGGAGUCGGGUGCAGCAGGGGGAGGGAACGACUGGGAGGGGGAGGUCACCGGGCAGGUGACAGAAACGUUCUACGGAUUCCAUCUGGGGCACCCCCCCCCCUCCCCCUCCUCUCUCUUCCGCUCCUCACCCACCGCUGCUGCUGCUGCUGCCGCCGUCACGGCCUCUGGAGCUCCACCAGUGGCCCAGGCCGGCUUUGACGUGCCUCGGAGUAACGCUGUUGCUGUUGCUGGCGGUCCCCUGCCAUCAGCCCCGGCAGGAUUUGAGGCGAGAUUUGGAGCACCUCGACGCACCAUCCACCGAGUCUCCUCCCUCCCACCUACCUCCUCCUUACCACUGCCCUUGUCUCGAGGCGUUCCUGUCACACCCGCUGCUGCUGCUCCUCCUGCUGCUGCUUCUGCUGCUGCGGCUGCUGCUGCUGCGGCUGCUGCUGCUGCGGCUGCUGCUGCUGCGGCUUGUGCUAAUGCAAGUGUGCCUGACCCUUUUUACUCCAGUGCUCGUCCCAUCGCCGCUGCCCUUCCAACCACACCUGGUCCUCCCCUUGGGUCACUCAAACGAUCAAUCGGGCUUCCCCACUCUCCGUUGCGGUCCGGAUCGCAAUCCCCCAUCCCCCAGUCCCCCACCCAUCCCGCACACCCCACCUACCAGCCCUCCCCCCCAGCCUCAUCUCCCCAAUCUCCCCUCACCUCUGCACCCACCUCCUCCCCUGCCUCGUCCAACCUGCUCGCCCCUCUCCCGCGCUCCCUCACUCGCCAGAAACCCGUGCCUUCUCUCUCUCCCAACCGCGACUCCUUUCCGGGCAGCUAUGAUGGAAACGGACAGUUGGAAGGCAUGCAAGAUGAAUACGCCAGCUAGGCGAACAGGCUGGCUUUUUGCAAGUGGUUAUGGCAGUGAUGUAAGGCAAGGUGGGUUUUGCAUGGUCUGCCAGCUGUUUACCCCCAGGAAAACAAGGUUACAUUCUAUAUAUUGUGACAUCUUUGUUUGAAUCAUCAUU